Molecule: messenger RNA, 1257 nt
Organism: Triticum turgidum subsp. durum (durum wheat)
Lineage: Eukaryota; Viridiplantae; Streptophyta; Magnoliopsida; Poales; Poaceae
Source: the annotation of a GenBank genome assembly
AUGUUAAUUAAAAGUCUUCUCCUCGAUUCCCCUAAACAAGUCAAGUCUUCUCUCCACACCCCCUACAAAUCAAAUCAGGUUCUUUCGUGUUAUCUCUUGGAUCUUGGUUCGCUACCCAGGAUGAAAAUGAAAGCAAGCCCGAUUCUAACGACGUUGUUCGCGGCGGCGGUCGGGUUCUUCAUCGGCGUUUCCUUUCCUGUGGACGUCACACCAAAGCUUCAGUGUGGCAUACUCCCUUGGAGCAGCUGCUUCAGUCACAGCACCAUGUUGGGCAGAUUAUGGGGAGCGCCGUUCAGGAACAGCAGCUCCCGCACCCCAAAUGUGACAAGUUCGGCGCCGAGUGUAGAGGUUGCAACAGCAACAAACACUGAAGAAGGGUCGGAGAGGCGGCUGCCGCCGGGGAUUGUGGUCUCGGAGUCCGAUCUUCACCUGCGCCGGCUCUGGGGAUCCCCAACACAGGACAGCCCGGCCCGCAAGUACCUCCUCGCCCUCGCGGUCGGGUAUGGCGAGAGAGCCAAUGUCAACGCAACUGUCCACAAGUUCUUGGACAACUUCGACAUCGUGCUGUUCCACUAUGACGGCCGCACAACUGAGUGGGAUAUAGAGUUCAAGUGGUCGAAGAAGGUCACUCAUGUCAGUGCCAGGAAACAGACCAAAUGGUGGUUCGCUAAGAGGUUCCUGCACCCGAGCAUCGUGGCGCCCUACGACUACGUGUUCGUGUGGGACGAGGACCUUGGCAUUGACAACUUCGCCGCGGAACCGUACCUGGACAUCGUGAGGAGGCAUGGGCUGGAGAUCUCGCAGCCGGGGCUGGACACGACCAAUGGGCUGGCACCGACUUACUACAUCACCGCCAGGAAAAACGGCAGCGAGAUGCACAAGACAGAUGCAGGAGGGGAGCAUUGCUCGGACGUGCACAAGCGCCCGUGCAGCGGGUUCGUGGAGGUGAUGGCGCCGGUCUUCUCUAGGGAUGCUUGGAGAUGCGUGUGGCAUAUGAUCCAGACUGACUUUGUCCAUGCAUGGGGUCUUGACUCCAAUUUCUGGAGAUGCGUCGAUGACCCUGAAGAGCAGAUCGGUGUCGUAGACGCGCAGUACUUGGUUCAUCAUGCCGUUCCCACGCUUGAAGGCCAGGGUGAGAAAGAAAAAGGAGGCCGUUUGCAGGUAAAAGCACGUCAAUAUGAGGAGAUGUUUGCCUUUCGCUCUAGGGUUUCCCGUGCGGACAACGAAGUUGCCAACAGAACAUCAAUACAGAACUAG